ACAACCGCAGUCAUAAUGUCUUCUACGACAGACCAACCGCUUGAUUUUGACAACAUACAGGGCGAAAUCUUGCCUGGUUUCCCGAAACCGAGCUUGACAUACGUCUUGUUCCAGAUCACCAACGCGAAAGCCUUUCGUACCGCACUCGCCGACCUAGUCCCUCUCAUCACUUCCACAGCUCAGGUCAUGGGGCACCGCCAGACCAUCGCGCACCACAAAGCGAAAGUAGCGCAGAACAAAUCCGAGCCUGGAAUGUUGGACAUCGUCUGUGUCAACGUCGCUUUCUCGCAGACCGGCUUGACUACUGUACACAUAAAGGACCCCUCGUUCGUCAACGGCCAGCUCAGUGAUGCUAAUGAUCUUGGCGACACAGGGUCAUUUGAGUCUGGCACCUUCGUCCCCUCUGACUGGCUCGAUGCGUUCAGGAACCCCGUUCACGGUGCUAUCAUCAUAUCCGGCCCUACCCCUAUAGUAAUCAGAAACAAGGUCAAUGACGUCGAGAAUAUGUUCGGCGUUCAUAGCGGUCAUAGUAGCCUGAAGGUCGUGUUGGAACUCGUCGGUCAACCGAGACCGAAGCCCCACAAUGGUCAUGAGCACUUUGGUUUCCUCGACGGUAUCUCCCAUCCUGCCGUCGAAGGCUUUGACAUCACGCCCAACCCUGGUCAACAGACUGUUCCUCAGGGUACCAUACUGCUUGGACGACUUGGUGACGAGAUUAUACGCCCGAAGUGGGCCGUUGAUGGUAGCUUCCUCGCUCUUCGUCACCUCUCCCAGCUGGUUCCUGAGUUCGACGAGUUUCUGAUCGACAACCCGAUCAAGGACUCGAAUAUGCCUCCAGACCAGGCCAGUGAAUUGCUGGGUGCUCGGAUGGUCGGUCGUUGGAAGAGCGGUGCACCGAUCGACAUGACUCCUUUCGAAGAUGAGCCCAGCCUUGGGAAAGACCCCACCAGGAACAAUAACUUCCGCUUCGAAGGCGAAGUCGAUUCGCAGGAUCGCUGCCCCUUCGCCGCUCACAUCCGGAAGACGAACCCUCGCGCAGACCUCGAGGAUCAUGGCACUCUCAUCGGAAAGAACCGUAUUAUCAGGCGUGGAAUCCAGUUCGGACCCGAGGUGACGAAGAAGGAGAGAGAGGAGGGGAAGACGAUUGAGGACAGGGGUCUCAUCUUUGCUUGCUACCAGAGCAACAUCGGGAAUGGAUUCAAGUUCAUUCAACAAAGCUGGGCGAACGAACCUGACUUUCCUCACAAGGGAGCAGGACUGGAUCCCAUCAUCGGACAAACCAACAGCGCCGGCGUUCGACACAUGCCGGGUACAGACCCCUUAUCUCAAGGGAAAGACCUCACAAUCCCCAUGCAGUUUGUAGUUUCGAAAGGGGGUGAAUAUUUCUUCGCUCCAUCGAUCUCUACUCUGCGCGAUGUUUUCGCCGUGAAUAUGCAUAUUGAGGCGCAGAAGUAAUGAGCGUACAUCGUGGGUCGUGGCUGAUGUAAGCCGCGAGGAUGUUUCUUUGGUCAAUGACGAUUGC
Molecule: messenger RNA, 1522 nt
Organism: Stereum hirsutum FP-91666 SS1
Lineage: Eukaryota; Fungi; Basidiomycota; Agaricomycetes; Russulales; Stereaceae
Gene: DyP1
Product: DyP-type peroxidase
Exons: 7
Coding region: 16-1455 (479 amino acids)
Cellular component (GO): cytosol
Molecular function (GO): peroxidase activity; heme binding
Source: RefSeq, a predicted model, not a curated record